AUGAUCCCUGGCAUGAAACACAUGGACAUGGUCUACGGUGGAGCCUUUUGCACAGUCAUUGCUGCAAGUGGCGAAGACGCAAACGCUGGGGUUCCUGGCAUGGGAAGUUUACCUCAAUAUAAACUGUACACCAGCGAAGUCCACCCGGGGAUCAAGUUGAUGUUGAGUCAGGGGAUGGAUACACACUUAAAGCGGACUCAGUAUUACACACGAGCUUGGACAUUUCAGGGAUACUUCCUGUCUCCUCCACGCAUUGGGUUUGACAAACAUCAGGUCUACUACCUCUGCCGCUCAAAUGCUUGGAGCGAAGAGGAAGAAGAAAUACGAGACUGGGGUAUAUCGAAUGAUGGCAGCGUGAUGCCUAUGCUGCAAAGUUAUUGGAAGAAUAUCAAAACCCACAUCCACGACGCAAUUAUGACUAUUCUGUUCUACUACACGGAUCGGCAAUUGUCAUAA
Molecule: messenger RNA, 456 nt
Organism: Colletotrichum gloeosporioides
Lineage: Eukaryota; Fungi; Ascomycota; Sordariomycetes; Glomerellales; Glomerellaceae
Exons: 2
Coding region: 1-456 (151 amino acids)
Source: RefSeq, a predicted model, not a curated record